Pocillopora meandrina is the source of this 4424-nucleotide messenger RNA. Lineage: Eukaryota; Metazoa; Cnidaria; Anthozoa; Scleractinia; Pocilloporidae. The record is from the annotation of a GenBank genome assembly.
AUGUUACUUUAUUGGAAAUCAACUCAAUCUCUUCAUUGCAACGAUAUCAAGAAGCUUGAUAGAUUUAAGGAUGAUAUUUCAGUAACCAACAACAUGGCGGAGACAAAAAAGCUGUGGAUAAAGCUGAUGAAGGUAACGAGGAAACCUUUAUUACAAUUUUUUUGACGUCCAUCUAUUUGAGAUUUUUUUCCGGCAGUUUUUGAAUAAUGCGACUUUUCAUUUAACUAGGUGUUCUUGCGUAACAUCUGUUUAGAAAAGAAAACGAACUUUUAUGGCUGUUUUCUGUUCCUACUUAAUUUAGAUUUUGUUAGUUUGAUUUUGGUACUUAGGAUAACAUGGCCUUGUUUUGAAACUAAAUAUAUUAUGCGUAUGAAUUUUCACUUAUUUUUCAAGAUUAGAGUUUAUAAUUAAAAUUGCAAACUGACAAUAUAUUAUCCAAGCUCCUUUUCACCAGAGAAUGCGCCAACAUUUUAACAGCUAAGUAAUUUUCCACAAGAUUUGAAUAAAAUUAAAGGAAGAAAAUUUCGAAAAUUUUUGGCUCGCUAGCUAACACGACGAGAGUUUUUUACAAAGAGUAGGUUGAAGACUAGAAGUGUAACAGGAUUUGGUGUUCCUUUUUAGACUUCACGACGGAAAAAUCACAAAAAGGUAAGCAGGACAUCUUUCAGGUAAUCGAAUUAUUUUAACUCGGCCCUGCAAAAUUUCCAUUUAAAUUCUACUUCAUAAAGUUUUUCUCCGCCUCAUCCCUUUGGUGAAAAUGUUUGUCAUAUUUAUCUCGAUGAUGAUGUACUCUCAUCCGACGGCAAGAACAACCUCCUUUUUUUCUUAUUUACUCAAUAUCAGUAUUAUUAUUUUUAUCUUUUUCCGACGGCAGUUAUAUUCCUAAAAAGCCGACUUGCCAUAAUACGAGCGCAUGUUAGUAGUCAAAAAUUGUUCCCAGCCUCUGUUUCAUUUUGCUCUCCCCUUUUGAUGAGCAGAGAUAGGCACUGGAUACUAGUCUUCUACCCUUGUGAUUAUGACGGAAAACGAGGCGUUAAUUUGAAUCUUUUUAGCUAACUGAAUUAACUCAGCUAAUUGAAUUAGAAUAAGACCUUUUAAAAACUGGUUAACCAUGGUCAAGAGACCCUAAAGAAAUACAAUACAGUUAAACGCUCGUGACCGAAGACAAUAAAAAUUGGUGAACUUAAAGCGGAUCCAAAAUGAUGAAUAUGAGAAUUUUAAGCUAAUUUCAAUUUUACAAGAUGGAGAAACUGAAACAGAACUAAACCAAAAUGGCACACAAUCCUUAUCGCAACAGUAGGAACGUACUUGUGGUUUGUUAUUGUUACCACAAGUCGAAGGAACGUGAACAGAGUCGAUUUGCUGGAAGCAUCCAAAUGUGCCUCCACGAUAGAAAUUUGACAGCUACUAGUCAUUUCACGACAAUUUUGAAAAUUUGGGAAGAGUAUUAAAACGCAGUACAAGAUUAUACCUUAAAACCUUGUUCCACAUCUGACCAACAGACUACCUUAGUCACGUUUUUUUUUCUUUCUGAAGUGCUGACAUCUAGGCCGAAGUUGUUGCGUCCUUUUUUUUUAAUUUUUAGCGAAAACAAGUAGGUAUUGAUUACGGUCAUCAACAAUCUCUUGACGGUGACAAAAGCUUGAGGUUAAAAGGCCAGAAGAAUUUUAGCGCGAGACGUUUGGCUUUCAUUAUGCCAUGUCCGGCAUCAUCACUGAAAUUUUUACACCACGGAAUUUCAGAACUAGCUCAGCAAGGGUAAGAUAACAAAGGUUGUGUAAAUGCUUGAACUUGAAACGAAAAAUCUUUUUAACCUAUAACUUAACAGAGAAGUAAUCGUCUCGCUCUGCAAAGGAAGCUUUUGGUAUUGCUGAUCUCUGCAGUAUGUAACAUGAACCUUAUGACGGCUUCACUCGCUGACGAAUAUUGUUUGUCUCACUCAGCCACUAAGUUAGCGGAACAGCCGUCUGAGAAAUGAGAACUAGCUGAAUUUGAGCCCUAUUCACGUCACUGAGACUUUGUUUCUUUGUCUUACGCUGAUGACAUUUGUUUAGCUUCAUGAUUUGUCAAAUUACGUAUUUGAAAAUGUGAAUGUUUGUGUCCGAGAAAGUUUCGCGUGAGGGUCCAAUUUUGAAACAUUCCCUUUACCUCAAGCCGAAUUAAACUUAGGGUUGGCGAUUUUAAGUUUUAGCUUUCCUUUCGCGAAAAAAUAGUUUUCACCGAAAACAUGGCAUGGUCGACAGUACGCCCGUAAAAUUAUGUGGAAUCUUUAAUUUGUAAACAUGUGUUCUUUCACGUAUUUCCUGAAAGGAUGAAAUUGCAGCUCUUAAUCUGCCCACAGUACAACGAGUUAUACUUUAAUUACAUAUCUGUGUUUAUUUAGGGUACAUCUAAAUUAAUUUCUUUGUAGCAUUGGACCAAUUUUCUGAUUAACAAUAUUUUUCUAGGGUCGUUGCUGGGGCACUUAGCGGCGGUUUGCUUUCAAAAAAACUGAUACUACUUCGAAAUAACUUUUAGAAAUAACACAACAGAGGUAAAAAUUUACAUUCAUCUGUUUCUCCAAUAAGAAACCACAGUUCAUGUUCAGAUAUUUGCUCGAAAAACCAGUUUAUUUAAACAUGAAGAUAUAAUACUAUUCAUGGCAAGAAAAAGAAAAACAUCUGCAGUUUCGGUAAGCGUCUGUCAGUAGUUUCUAUUUGACUAAUUUUCCCUUUAUCUCCCUUUAAUCCGGCUCAUGACAAGCGCACGUUUGAACUUCUCGGCCUUUUGCCCUUCUCUCACAUUCCUGCUUCUCGAAUUUCGACGCGAUUGUGAAACGGUAUGGAGAGGCUUUGUUUGGCUCACGUUUCCGUCACAAUACUCGAGAUACAAUUUAGACAGUAAUGCUAGACUCUGCCAGAACGAGAGCGUUUUAAAAACGCCAGAGUGAAUUCUAAAGAAUUCCUUCGACAGGAUAUUAUGGUUCGAUGUUGGAUACUCAUAAGACUGUCCUCAUAGGGAAAUUUUUCCGUGACCGAAAUUUGGAAAUGAUAGACAUGCGGUCGUCAAGAGCGAAGAAUAAACGUCCGUUUUUUAGCAUUUUUCCGCGCAUAAAAAUUGGAAAGAAGUCAAAACGAUGGGCUGAAGAGGUUUAUGUUUUUCCACAGAGCCGGGCAGUGUCAGAGACUAACUUGCUGAUCCACCUUAACCGAAUUUUGGAUUCCUACGAUGAAGACGCGAAAGUCGACUCGGUGAUAGCGGAAAACGCCACAUUGAAGACUGCCAAGAAGAUCCAUCGCCUCGACAGGAAGGACAGACACCAAGAUGUACAAGACGCUUGUCAAGUACACGAUUUAUCUCUCAAGGAAUCAUUCCUUAAAAGUUGCGAACAACUUGGAAUUCCUCCCUUAGCAAUGACUUACUUUCUCGACAAAGUCGCGGCCGGCGAAACGGAGCUGAUCAUGAGAAAUCUUGGGCUGGGUCCCACGGGUGCUGUUGCUGUCGCGGACGCCUUGUCACGCAAUAGGAGUGUCACGCGACUAGACUUGUCACUCAAUAACGUUCAGAAUAAAGGAGCUACGGCUGUUGCAAAAUUACUCGAGGCAAACAGUCUUAUAACUUAUCUGAAUCUUUCAGAGAAUAAGAUAAGUAAAGAUGGAACAGACGCUCUUGGAAACAUGCUGACUGUGAAUGAUUCUUUGGCGAGAAUUGACAUUUCGCGCAAUGGACUAAGUGAUGAUGAUAUUCAUUUUUUUAGUAACGUUUUACAAACUGAAGACUUUUUAUCUGCGUUAGACCUUAGUCAUAAUUCUUUUGGAGUCACCGGAGGAGAGCACUUUGGGGAAAUGAUCGCGAAAAACGUGUCCCUUCGCGAGUUGAACUUGGGAUGGAAUCGCCUGGGCGACCUCGGAGUCAAACAAAUCUGCGUGGGCUUGAAGAAAAAUCGAACGCUUGAGAAACUGGAUUUGUCCUGGAACGAGAUUGGCCAUGAAGGCGCGAGACACAUCGCGGAAUCUUUGGAAUACAAUGGCAAAAUUAUUGAGUUAAAUCUCAAUAACAAUCGUAUCACCGACCGCGGAAUGGAGAAAAUUGCAAGGGGUCUGGAACUUAAUGAUACUCUACAAGUCGUCAAAAUUGGUUACAAUCUGGUCACUUCAGAUGGAGCAUGCGCACUGCUGCGGUCACUGCUGAAAAACCCUGGUAGUGCAGUAGAAACUGUUCACAUGGCUGAAGUGGAAAUAAAUGGCGCUAUUAAAGAACUCUACUUAAAGCUUAAAUCGAGAAAAUCACAAUUUCGCCUUCUUGAUUUAUUUACAGCCAGUGGGGAUGUGUAUCACUUUGUUCAACCACAAAAUCCAAUGAUUGUACUGGAUGCCUAUUUAAAACGAAACAGACUGACGGCGUACAAGUGUAACGGCCUUGAAGAGGAAGAAGGAGAGAACUAA